Messenger RNA from Salvelinus namaycush (lake trout), 492 nucleotides. RefSeq names its product peptidase M20 domain-containing protein 2-like. NCBI's taxonomy places the organism in Eukaryota, Metazoa, Chordata, Actinopteri, Salmoniformes, Salmonidae. Gene Ontology annotation, molecular function: dipeptidase activity. The record is from RefSeq and is a predicted model, not a curated record. The transcript is spliced from 5 exons. The annotation marks the transcript as partial.
UGCAAGUAUGAUGCAUUGCCAGGUUUUGGCCAUGCAUGUUGACAAACCCUCAUAUACAAAGUCGGUGUGGCUGCUACACUUGUGACAGUACUUGGGACCCCAGCAGAAGAGGAUGGAGGAGGGAAGGUCGACCUCAUUCUGACUGGGCCGUUUGAAGACAUGGGUGUUGUCUUCAUGGCUCACUCCACUCAACAGGAUGUUGUCUUCAUGGCUCACUCCACUCAACACAGUGUGACAGUGAAGUACCAUGGGAAGGCGUCUCAUGCUGCAGCCUACCCCUGGGACAGGUUUAAUGCCCUGGAUGCAGCCGUGCUGGCGUACGACAGCCUGUCUGUUUUGAGGCAGCAGAUAAAGCCAGACUGGAGAUUCCAUGGCAUCAUCGGACAUGAUGGAGUGAAGCCCAACAUCAUCAGGGGUUCCACUGACUUUGGAAAUGUGCCAUUUGUUGUCCCUGGGAUCCACCCUUUCUUUUACAUGGCUCUGAUGCACUGA